AUGGCUCCCGUCCCGGAGGCCUAUUUCCCGUCCCUGGACAAGUGCUUCUCUGGGGACGUCCAGCUUCUCUCUUGGAAACGAGCGUUUCUCUAUGCGUGCAGGCCCGAGAUCUACAGCGAUGACGCGGGAAGUGUCCUGGCGUUUCUAUCGCAUCCGGAGAGCGUGCAGGUCCUAUCCCGAAGCCUGAAUCCUUUUCCUCCUCCAUCGGCGAAAACAAAAGCAGAGUUUGAGUCCAAAACCGCCGCGACCAAUGCGGAAACAACGACACAGGUCUCGUAUGACCUCAAAGAGAUCAAAUCAGACGCUCUGUGGCUAAGCCAGAAAGCCGGUAUCGACGAAAUCACAGCACUACGCAUCGCUGUCCUGGAAUGGCAGAACCGUCCUGCGGCGCGCCUUCUGGCUAACUUUUCAAAGGAAGAAGCCACAAGUUUAGAAAGCGCCGUUGGUCCUGGUUCUUUUCGGGCCUCGGUCGCAGGCCCCAACCCUCUGGAAAUCCUGCAGCAGAAGACAGUCGAUGAAGAUGGGGCUGAUGGGUUUUCAUCGGAAAAGAAUAGAAGAGCCAGGUUGUCUGAUAUGUAUAUGUUGGAAAAGAGCCAUAUUCUGAAGACAUCUCGCAAGCUGCUAAGUUUAUCACUGGGUGAGAAGAUUCCGGGACAGUUGGCUGCCACACAAAAACAUGAAAAGGAGGCUACUUUACGUGACCUGGGAGCCAGUAUAUAUAAGGGCAGGUCUCGUGGCGACGAAUGGGCCAAGUAUCUGCAAGAAUGCAUUGAAGCUACGCGGAGUCGCCUGACGGAAUUGCAGAAGACCGGUGGUUGGCUGUCAGCAGAAGAAAACACAGAGGAGAUCGAGGUUUUGUGGAAGAUAACUGCCGUGGAAGAUAUUCUGCAUAUCUUGCAAAUAUUAUUUUUGCAGGUUCAGGUUUCUUCCGAUGCUCCAGAUGCUACGGUUGUGCUCUCUUGGCUCAAUCUGAUGCAGGAUUGCGAUUUCUUGGACAUGCUCCAGGUGCAAUGUGACGAGCCUGAUGAGAUCUUGACGCCUAUCCAAGCCCUGGUGUCUCUAACAACCCUCGCGCUCCUGAAACCGUCCGUCUCUAUUCCUGCGAUCAUCAAUAGAGAACAGCCGCCGUCAAAGAGUACACAUGUACCCUAUUUUCUGUCCAAGGAUAUUGGACAAAUUACGGAGAUCUUGCUGGGUUCUAGUUUCACAUUUUAUGGUGUAAGCCCUGCGGGAUUCGCGUUUGGGUUGGUCCUGAAUACUUUGCAAGAGAUUGCUCUUUUCGACAAAGAGACGCGAGAGAUAGAGCAAUUCCAUAGCGCUGUGGACUCGUUCAAUUCAAACACGCCUACCGCAGGACCAAGCCGUGGAUCAGACCUCUCGCUAUAUGAGGAGUUGAUUGAUUGUGCCCGAACACCGAAGGCCAAUGCUGAGCAGGCUAUUGCCAUCUUCACCUCUGCGGAAAUGCAGACGCGUACCUUUGAUGUCCUUGUCACACUGGCUACCAAGGUUGGCUCUUCGUCAGGUAUCGAUGACCAAGCUACAGACUGUUGGAUUCGAGUCGCGCUCCUAGAUCUCGUGCGCGCUGCGAUGCAAUUUCUCGAGUAUUCCCCAGAGAUUCUUCAAUCAGUCUUGCAUAUUCUGAAAGGCGCCAAACCGGAAUCCAGAUGGUUGGAAGAUGAUGGUACCUUUUUCGUUUGUGACCCUCGACAUGUCUUUUUCCAAAGCGAUGUGUUGAUGGAGAGGAUUUUCCACAUCGCACGAUCGCGUUUCCCUUACGAAACGGGUCCGUUUCUGAGCCUAUGUCGCGCUCUCAUCAACAACAGUAUGCGAGAUGAGGAAGGAUUACCUUCCAUUCUCACACAUCUGGAGACUAUGGAGAGGUUCACACAGGUUGUAUCGCCGGAUUUUCAGGGCUACGAAACCAUUCGGGAAGAUGAGAACGCCAAUCUUGUUUCUCUUCUUCAGCCGUUGCCAAUGUUCGAAACCUCCUCCAGGAGACAGGUAUCCGAUUCAACUAGUAAUAACGCCUUGGUUGUGACCACAUCCUCUAUAGUGCCUUCUUCAACUAUUGGUCAAGUUGUUUCAGACUCUAAGCCUGCAGUUAUAACAUGGCACCACCAGUAUUCAUGUCUGAGCUUCUUGGGUAGCUGGUUGGAGGAGUGGAAUGAGAGCGGCGGUUACUCCCUUGAAUGUGAUGAGGAUGCGGUUCCAGAAAUAAUUGGGCUCUUCACAGACCUCAUUGCUGCUUCAAGGGACGAGUCGAUUCAGAGUGAAUCGGGCUCUGCAGCGAAAAGGAUAUUGGAAAUGGCCAGCGACGGCCUAGCACGCCAAAGCGAUAUUGUCUCGGUUGUGUUUGAGAUCUUUGAACGAAGUCUGCACACGAUCGGCUCCCGAGGGGGGGUCGGAGUCUCUCUAGACUGCACAAUCGCUUGCACACAGUUCAUCCGUAUGCUACUCAAGAUUCUACCUAGCAGAGUAUGGCCAUUGCUUUCAAGAAGCAGUUUACUUGGGUCAGAUGGCAAAGGCGGCAUGAUGACAGUCAUCACCUCAACGAUUGAAACAAUGUCCGGUGAAUAUCCGUUCUUACUCGCCUGUAUCGACCUGUAUGCCGCAAUCCUUGAGGAUGCGGCCUCUCGUGCAGUCAUGAGACGCAGUCCUAGCAGCCCGUCGAUCAAAUCAACGGUGGCAUCCGACUGGAGUGCCGGCAUACCUUCCCACAUGAUGAAAAACGCUAUCCUGAAAUACACCCGGAUCAUGGUUGAUGUCUACAGCAGCAACGCAGGCUGGAGAUUCAAAGACCUUGGUCAACGGUUCAAAAUCAAUGCGACCCUCGCAGAUACAUUUGAACGUGUGCUUUAUUAUGCAUUUGCAACGGAUAACGAUACCAAUUUGGAUGCAAAAGUGACGGCGAUGUUCAGUGCGUCGGCGAUCUAUCUCCUAGACGUUCUGCGUUUACAGUCCACCGAGGACAUCCCUUUCAACCCUAUUUUCCGAUUGAUAGUUGCCGGCCUCGAGACACCAUCCACUACUUAUCUCCGGUAUUCUUUCUUGAUGGAGAAACAGACUAGGUCCACUCUUACACUUUCGAUCAAGCUUCUUCAAGCAGCACAAGCAGCGAAGAGCCCAGUUUCGCUCCUAGAAGAUCAGCUAUUCAAAGCAACACCGGUUCUGGUCAAGCUAUAUGCUUUACAAGAUACAUACAGACAUUCCGUGGUUUCCCUUUUGGACAUUCUCAUUACGAGUGCGGCUUCGAAUUCUGCCAACGAGCCCCCGUCCCUAGUCGGCCAUCUGGGCGCACAGUCAGCUUGCCUCUUCCUUGACAUCCUCGCACAGUUCGAGAAGCCACUUGAUGGAAAACCGCUCCUCCUUGCAAUCUGGCAUCUAUUAACAACGAUCGUCAGCAAACGCCAACAGUGGCUAGCUGUUUACAUUCUUACAGGCUCAUCCCCCCGACAGUCCUUGAAAAAAGAUGUCACGAAGAAGGACCCAACCAUGAGAGGCGCCCCUUUCCUGAAGAUUGCACUCAACACAUUAUCGAAUAUCGAACAAAUCAACCCUCAGGUUGCUCUCUCAUUGCUUGAAUUUGUCUCCCAUUCCCAGGAGAAUUGGCCAUGGGCGACUCCGGAGUUGAGCAAGCAUCCCAAUUUCUUCAACAAUCUCAUCAGCUAUGUCUCCAAGCUGCAGAUUUCCAGUCUUCCCGUGACGAGCCAAAUAUUUGUCACCCGCAUCGCUGCUGUGACGGCAGACCUAUGUGCUGUAUAUUUGCAUUUUGCAAAAGAAGCGCGUGAUCAAUCUUUCCUCAAGACUUUGAUUCCGCUCGUUUCUUGGUUUUCCAAAGAUGCUGUCGACGUUUCGGCUUACAAUACCUCGCUCCAUGCCAAUUUGAAGAAGAAUUUUGAGAUGAGAUACCCAGGGUGCAAGCUUCAGGACUUCAAGCGGUCUUCACUUGAAGCCCGACCCCUGGGGCGAGAUUAUUACUAUGACAUGAAGCUCAGCGAAGAGCUUCUUUCAUACGAUUUUGCAUGGGCCGGGACCCGGAACCAAGGCUUUGCCAAUGAGCUCGAAAGGGCAAAUAUCAAUUUGUCGCUGGUGGAGGCUCAAGUUGGUCUUUUACACAGCUGGAGGUUCUUAGCCGUGGAACACUGCUCGGAUUUCAUGGUUGACCGAGAAGUACAAAAGUCGAUGGCCCUUGUCGCCCGGAGCUGUUUGAUCGCAAACACCAGAGGGGUGCCUCAGGAAGCUAUCUUCGAGAGAGUCCAGCAGACCCGUGUUGAUUUUGCUCAGGCCCUUGUGCAACGGCUUGUUGAGACUGGAGCCAAAGGAGCCGAGGUCUUCGGCCUUCUAGGCGCCGUCUGGGAAGCGAUGCGCGCUCGAAGAGCCACGUAUGAAGAUGCCCUGGUGAACGAUGACGUCGAACACUAUCGAUCGUUGUUAAAUGUCCUCUUCCUUGCUUUGCAAUUUCACCUGGAUGGACCAUCCCGGUCCGCUCCCGAAACACUCAAUAAGAAAGCUGAGCUAUCGUCGGAUCUGUCGCUGGUGGUCGACAUUGUCAAGACCAUUGUCGCCAAGGGAUUUAGAUCUUUGACGGCCUACUUGCACGAACAACCGGAAAAAUGCACACCCAAGGACUUUGCUAUUCUGACUGCUGUCUUGCAGAGCUGCCUGCGGGUGAAAAACGUAGAUCGACUGUAUGAGCACAUCGUUUAUCAAAUCGAAGAUGCCGAGACUGCCCGGUACGCCACGACUCUCUUUUCUUGGUCGGAUCAGUUCAUCGUGGCGGGCGAGCCCGUCUACGGCGAGAUCAGCAUUUCAUUCCUGGUCAAGCUCUCUACCAUCCCAAUGCUUGCAGAGCACCUUGCUGUGGAGGCGGUCUUGGUGAACCUAUCGACAUGUCGCCUAACCAACGCGUUGCGGCAGCCAAAGGGCUUCGGCCCCUUCGACCCGGUGCCCAGCAUGUACCGCAUCUGGACCGGGGGCUUUCUUCCGCUGUGUCUCAACCUGCUUUACCACGUCAUCCGGACGGCACCGGAGGUAGCUGCCUUCCUAAACCAAUUCGACGGCCAGCUGAGCCGUGCGGCCGACGCGUUCGCCGGCAGCCGUACCAUUGCGCUUGCCACACCGGGCAAAUCGGCUCGCCAUAUCUGUCUGAGCAUGGCAUCGGAAGCGUACUCGCUAGCGCUGAUCACCGUGAUCCUCGACCGGUUCCGCGAGGCGGGUCCCAGCAUAGGUGUCGACAGCCAGUCCAUCCAGGAACUAAAAUGGAACAAGGCGCAGGUGAAGGAGGACAUCGAAGACCUGUUGGAGCGCCGUGGGAUGCUGCGCUCUCGCAUUGUGGCUACGAGUGAUAAGGAGACGGAGAUGCUGCGCCAGAAGCCCCAGUUCGCGGAGUCUGGUGCUGAGAACCGGCUGGAGGAGAAAAUCGUCGCCGAGCUCAAGGCGGCGGUGGCUUGUCUUGCAGGCGGCGAGGAGUAA
Messenger RNA from Penicilliopsis zonata CBS 506.65, 5472 nucleotides. RefSeq lists its product as hypothetical. The record is from RefSeq and is a predicted model, not a curated record. The transcript is spliced from 4 exons. Gene Ontology annotation, cellular component: nuclear pore inner ring. Gene Ontology annotation, biological process: protein import into nucleus; RNA export from nucleus. Lineage: Eukaryota; Fungi; Ascomycota; Eurotiomycetes; Eurotiales; Aspergillaceae. Gene Ontology annotation, molecular function: structural constituent of nuclear pore. Bases 1 to 5472 code for a protein of 1823 amino acids.